Molecule: messenger RNA, 1481 nt
Organism: Ceratotherium simum simum (southern white rhinoceros)
Lineage: Eukaryota; Metazoa; Chordata; Mammalia; Perissodactyla; Rhinocerotidae
Gene: OSCP1
Product: organic solute carrier partner 1
Biological process (GO): transport
Cellular component (GO): cytoplasm; plasma membrane
Source: RefSeq, a predicted model, not a curated record
UCCGCCGCGUUGCCCUAGCAACCAGGCCAUAGGGACGCGGCGGCCGGGCCUCCGAGCCUCUGGCUGCAAGCCCGGGGCUCCUCGCCGGCCUUGCUCGCUUCCGGCACCAUGUCGGUGCGGACGCUACCGCUGCUCUUCUUGAACUUGGGCGGGGAGAUGCUUUACAUCCUGGAUCAGCGGCUGCGAGCCCAGAACGUCCCGGGAGACAAGGCCCGCAAAGUUCUGAAUGACAUCAUCUCAACUAUGUUCAAUCGAAAGUUUAUGGAGGAAUUGUUCAAACCCCAAGAGCUCUACUCCAAGAAGGCACUGAGGACUGUCUACGACCGCCUGGCUCAUGCCUCCAUCAUAAGACUGAACCAGGCCAGCAUGGAUAAGCUCUAUGACCUGAUGACUGUGGCUUUCAAAUAUCAAGUAUUGAUGUGUCCCCGUCCCAAGGAUGUGUUGCUGGUCACUUUCAAUCAUUUAGAUGCCAUCAAGGGAUUCAUCCGCGACUCCCCAACCAUCCUGCGUCAAGUGGAUGAGACUUUCCGGCAGCUGACUGAAGUAUAUGGGGGUCUCUCCGCGGGGGAGUUCCAGCUGAUCCGGCAGACGCUCCUCAUCUUCUUCCAGGACCUGCACAUCCGGGUGUCCAUAUUUCUAAAGGACAGAGUUCAGAAUUCUAAUGGUCGCUUUGUGUUGCCCGUGUCUGGGCCUGUUCCCUGGGGAACUGAAGUUCCAGGACUCAUCAGAAUGUUCAACAACAAAGGCGAAGAAGUGAAGACAGUAGAAUUCAAGCACGGUGGGAACUAUGUCCCGGCACCAAAAGAAGGUUCUUUUGAGCUUUAUGGAGACCGAGUCCUGAAACUGGGAACUAAUAUGUACAGCGUGAACCGGCCUGUGGAAACCCAUAUGUCUGGAGCAUCAGAGAACUUAGCUUCGCGGACACAGGAAAGCAUUGCUCCAAACCCUCUUGCUAAAGAAGAGCUGAAUUUCUUGGCCAGGCUGCUGGGAGGGAUGGAGAUUAAGAAACCCAGUGACCCUGAGCCAGGAUUCCGGUUGAAUCUCUUCACCACUGAUGAAGAGGAGGAACAAGCAGCACUAACCAGGCCGGAAGAGUUAUCCUAUGAAGUUAUCAACAUACAAGCAACUCAGGACCAGCAAAGGAACGAAGAGCUGGCUCGGAUCAUGGGGGAGUUUGAGAUCUCGGACCCACCAAGGCGGAGCGCCAGCAAAGGAGAUGAUUUACUUGCCAUGAUGGAUGAGUUAUCGCUGUGCUGACCAGGCGCACCCCUCCCCUAUGGGAGAGGCUGCCUGAUGAGGACCCUGGGGGAUGCCCCAGGGAGCAAAACGAUGCUGCUAGUUUUCUACUGGGUGAAGCCGUCACCCCUUGUUCCUGUCUAUGUUGUAACGAACUGUGCAAGUCUCCCUCUGGGAGCACACUCUCUGGAAGGCGCACACAUGCACAUAUUUUCAGCAGAAUAUAUUCUGGCUUUUAAAUUGGA